Harpegnathos saltator (Jerdon's jumping ant) is the source of this 1667-nucleotide messenger RNA. RefSeq names its product antichymotrypsin-2. The coding region runs from base 164 to 1396 and encodes 410 amino acids. The transcript is spliced from 8 exons. Gene Ontology annotation, molecular function: serine-type endopeptidase inhibitor activity. The record is from RefSeq and is a predicted model, not a curated record. NCBI's taxonomy places the organism in Eukaryota, Metazoa, Arthropoda, Insecta, Hymenoptera, Formicidae.
GAGCUUUACACGGAUUGGUCGCUGCUUGCGCGAUCGCUAUGUUCGGGGGCCGGGAUCUUCUUAAGAGGUACUGGUAAAUGCUUACUUCACGUUCGUUCGCUGCUUUUAGUCUCACAGUCGGUAUUCUGCAUUCGAAGAAGACGAUACGUCAAAACGAGGAAAGAUGAACAAGCUACAACGAGGCCUUUUGACACUUUGCCUAAUAACAUCAACGAUGGCCGUGCCGACUCCUAAACCUGUUUCCUAUCAAACUGUGAAUCAGGGGGUACAAUUAUUUUCCACCAACUUUGUUAAAACUAUUGCGAAAGAGAAGGAAGGCAAUUUGAUAUGUUCUCCUCUGAGUGCUAAUGUCGCCUUGAGCAUGGCUGCAACCGGCUCUGAAGGAGAAACUAAGAAACAGUUUAAGAAUGUUCUUAAGCUUCCUGAAAUGGAGGCACAGACUCUUGAAAGCUAUCAGCAUCUUAUCAAUAAUCUGAAUGAUGUCGAAAAUGUUACGUUAAAACUCGCCAACAAAAUAUUCAUUGCGAGUAAUUUUUUGAUAAAACCUGAAUACAAGAAUAGUCUCCAAACUUAUUUCUAUUCAGACAUUCAGUCAGUGGACUUCAAACAAAACCAACAGGCUGCGAAUACUAUAAAUGACUGGAGCAAAGAAAAAACUAACAAUCGCAUCGACAACAUUGUUAAAGCAGCCGAUCUAGAUCCCUCUACUGCACUGGUGCUUGCAAACGCUGUAUACUUUAAGGGAAAAUGGGCCAAGGAGUUUGACCCGAAAAAUACCAAAGACCGUCCGUUCCACGUUGACACCAAUACUGUGAAGCAAGUUCCUACUAUGUACAGAAAGGGCUAUUAUAAAUUCGUUGAACUACCAGAACAUAACGUUAAAUGCAUCGAAAUACCAUAUGCGAAUACACAGGUCAACAUGGUAAUUAUUCUGCCCAACGAAAUCGAUGGUCUAGCCGCAUUGACUAACAAUCUCGAUGUCAUUACUGAGGUGUGCAAUACGCGCCUCAGCGAAGCGUACGAACGUGAAGUUAAGCUGUACCUGCCCAAAUUCAAGAUCGAGUCAGAGCUAAAUCUUAAAGAUAUAUUGUCCGACAAGAUGGGUCUUUCCGAACCUUUUUCCAACUCUGCGAACUUCCACGGCAUCUCAGACGUACCUCUAAAAAUCUCUAAAGUUGUACAGAAGGCUUUCAUCGAAGUUAAUGAGGAAGGUAGUGAAGCAGCUGCGGUAACUGCAAUAUUAAUUGUCGAGUCUGCGGCCAUCUAUCCACCUAUUGAAUUUGUGGUUGGACAACCUUUUUAUUAUUCCAUCGUCAAGACUACCACUGAUGUAGAGAUGGGAACAAGUGAUGUUAUAAGAUUGUUUUCUGGUUACAUCGUUGAACCUAAUUAUUAAUUAACAACGAAGUCCAUGUAUUCGUGGUUGUGUCACGUUGAUACAAAGUCGCGAUUGGAUUCAAUAAAAUAAUGCAAUAUUAGGUAUACAAAUGAAUAAUCUAAAUUUUUCAGCUAAAUUCAAAAUUUAUUUUAACAGAAAGUAAAACAAAUUUAUCAGUCAAAAUAUUUGCCGUUGUUUUCUAUAACUUUAAGCCAUCUUUCAGACAGCUGAUGAAUUCCAUGUCGGUAAAAUGUUGUAUCUUUGGACACAAUAAAAUCGUCAAACCAUU